AUGGAGUAUGGGUCCCCUUCCCAUGCCCCCUAUGGGAUGGCCCCACCCCAGGGGAGUUACCCCAAUGGUCCGCCCCCUCCUAUCACCCAGAUGGAUGCUGGCCAGCCAACCACCCAGGUGGGUUACAACCAACCUCCUUCAGGCUACCAGGUACCGCUCCAACAACAGCAACAGCCCGCACCACCACCACCACAACAAAUGCCACCCCAACAGCAGCAGCAACAAUUUCAGCAACCAAUGGCUGGUGGUGGAGGCUAUCCUACUGGGCAAUAUGGUGCUCCUCCCCAGCAGCAACAACAGCAGCAACAAACGCAGCCUCAACCUGGUAGCAUGAAUCAGAGCUUCGGGUCACCUCACUCAUCGCUUGACUAUCGGCAGCAGCAGCAGCCGCCACCGCAGCAACAACAGCAACCAUAAUACCAGCCACAAGCAGGCAACCCCUACAACAUGCAAGCUAUGGCCAGUGCUCUACCGCAAGGCCAGGUACCGCCACAAGCGCAAGUGCCACCACAAGGGCAGGUGCCACCACAAGGGCAAGUUCCACCACAAGGUCAAUAUGGAUCUCCAGCGCCACAACAAUAUCAACCACAGGGCCAGCAACAGAUGAUGGGUGCAGGUGGCAUGCAGCAGAUGGUUCCCCCUGGUAUGCAAUAACAACAGCAACCACCCCCUGGCAUGCAACAGCCCCCUCCUCAGCAGCAACGUGAGGACACAUUGAUUUCUUUCGAAUAAUAGUUCAAGGAAAUCUCAUCAGUUAUUUUGUGUAAGCAUUCUUAUUCAUCUUCGUUCUGAAGAAUAAUUGUACUCGUCUCAUGUUCGCUCUUUCUUUCCCUAUUUUUCUUCCCUUCUAUCUUGUUACAAAAAUGCCACUUGUACUGUGACAAAGAAAUCACUCAUAAUUCAUACUAUAUCCCUUCCAUUAAUACUCAUGAGUAUUCUGAAUUAUUGGUUGGUGAUAAUAGAUAACCUUUCGCUAUGUAAACUUCUGGUCUGGAAAAAAAUAUUAAAAACUAUUUAAAGCUCUCACCUUGUCUUGGGCAUGGUGCAACAGUUAGUUUUAUCUAGUGGGCAGCCCUUGCAAUGUAGCAGCAUAGAUACUGAUCAGGUUUGGCUGAGUGCAGUGGUGGAACAAAUUUGGUCCAGAAUGGGAAUGCUGACCAGCUAGGACAAUAUUACCAAAAUUUGUUGUUCAUACUUUAAGAAGGGAUAUAAAACAAUUUUUUUUUAAGUAUUAGUGGGAAUCAUUCAGUCCUUGGUUGGGCUGGCAAUAUUAAUUGCCAGGCCAACUUCGGAUGAAUAAUUCCCCACUGUGCCGUUUCGAAGCCUGGUAUAUUUGUACAUUAAUC
Molecule: messenger RNA, 1346 nt
Organism: Lytechinus pictus (painted urchin)
Lineage: Eukaryota; Metazoa; Echinodermata; Echinoidea; Temnopleuroida; Toxopneustidae
Product: ataxin-8-like
Exons: 2
Coding region: 1-417 (138 amino acids)
Source: RefSeq, a predicted model, not a curated record